Vittaforma corneae ATCC 50505 is the source of this 1212-nucleotide messenger RNA. RefSeq lists its product as uncharacterized. Gene Ontology annotation, biological process: phosphatidylinositol metabolic process. The record is from RefSeq and is a predicted model, not a curated record. Bases 1 to 1212 code for a protein of 403 amino acids. The transcript has a single exon. Gene Ontology annotation, molecular function: phosphatidylinositol kinase activity. NCBI's taxonomy places the organism in Eukaryota, Fungi, Microsporidia, Nosematidae.
AUGAGAGCAAGAAGGCCAAGGGUUUUUACAGUGAUUCAAGAUUUGAGAAAGAGAACAUUUGCAGUAAAUCUGCCAAAAAAUAUUGUGGAAGCCAUUGGAAAUUGCACAUUGAAAGUAGAAGAAGACUCUUCCAAAGUAGCAGACAAAAACAUAAAAAGUCAAAAAUAUCAUAGUGCUAUCCAUUCUAAUGGCUGCAAUAAUGUAAAGAAGAAUAGUGACUGUGGUUUAAGGAACAAAAACGUUACUAUCGACAUUGACAUUAACAGCAACAAUACAGAGUUUACAAGUACAAAUGCUUGCUCAAUAGAUGACAAAAUACUGGAAAACGUCAAUCUAGCACUCAUGGUUCUGCAUGAAUUCAAUUCAUACUUCAAGUCAAAGCUCAAAUCCGAUACAGUUUCUAAAAUCAAGGAUGUUGAAGAAAUCAAUGUGUAUAACCUGCCUUGUAAGUCUUUCUAUCCACGACUGUUCCUAAAUGCUCCACUAGACUUUGGAUCUUCAAAGUCUUUUAUUUACAACGUGAAAAUAAAGGGAAAAACUGGGUCUCUCAUUUUCUACUCAUCUAAUUUUAAAUAUGCAGUAAAAGUAGUUAGAGAAAGCGAACUAAAAUGUGUUUUGCAGCACAUGGAGAAUUUCUGCAAGUACUACUCGCUCUUUCCCGACACCUUUGUGUCUAAAAUUGCAGGGAUCUACUCCACUCCGAAGUUUAGCUUUGUUGUAAUGGACAAUGUUUUCAGGGGAAUCGCAGGUCAAAUUUUUGACUUAAAAGGCAAAAAUUUAAACAGAAAGUGCAUUGGUAUCGGUAUUGAGGACCAAUGGGUAGAUAAAAAAUUAGUUGUUGAGGAUAGAAAGUGUAUUACCAAUGCUAUUAGAAGGGAUGUGGAGUUUUUGAAAUCCCUGAACCUUAUGGACUACUCCCUCGUUAUAAGCAUUGGCUCAUGUUGUAAUUCGGAAUUUAUGCUUUACGAUGAAGAUGGAAGAGUGUUAGAAAGCUUAAAAGUGCAUGAUCAGGCAAAAUUAGAAGGCCAGAGGAUGAGCUUUAGUGUUGGAAUUGUCGAUGUUUUAACAGAAUAUACUAUUUCAAAAAGAAUUGAGAGCAUUUUGCAGAUAUUCUGCUGUAUAGGCAGCAAAUCAUCGAAAAAUCCAGAAGAGUAUGCUAGACGAUUUUUAGAUUUUAUUGAAAACGAGUGUUUUGAAGAGAAGUCGAAUUAA